AUGGCUGCGGGCUUGAUAUUGGAGUUAAAAACGGGAAAGUGGUUGGCGUACGCGGCAGCGCUACAGAUCGGGUCAAUAAAGGACGUCUUGGGCCGAAAGGUCUGCAUGGUCAAGGAAGUUCAGUCUCGUUUGACGAACCACGGCAUAGCGUUCUAUACCAGCGGGCAGCUAUUUCUGGAGGAAUACUAUGUUCUUGCGAUGGUUGGAAAGGCAGGACUGAACACUUUGCACAUGGACGGUAAUACGCGGCUCUGCACAGCUACUGCCGCGGCGGCGAUGAGGGAAUCAUUUGGCUGCGAUGGACAACCCGGCUCGUAUUCCGAUAUUGAUUGCACUGGCUGCUUGUUCCUUGUGGGGCACAAUCCGUCCGCGACCCAGACGGUUCUCUGGUCAAGAAUGCUUGACCGCCUGGAUGGCCCUAAUCCGCCAAAGCUAAUAGUCGUAGAUCCGAGAACAUCGGACACGGCGAAAAGGGCGACUGUUCAUCUGAAGCCCAAGGUUGGAACGAACCUUGCCCUGCUCAAUGGAAUUCAACACCUCCUGUUCAAAAACGGUUGGAUAAAUAAAUCCUAUGUUGAAACGCAUGUUAUUGGACUCGAGGACUUGAAACAAGUGGUUUCAAAAUACACCCCUGAGAUUGUCGAGCAGAUAACUGGUAUCCCGCCACUGGAGCUUCAAAAGGCAGCGGAGAUUAUAGGGACAGCUGAGAGUCUGGUAUCCACCGCGCUGCAAGGCGUGUACCAGUCAAACCAGGCCACCGCGAGUGCUUGUCAAAUCAACAAUAUCAACCUCCUACUUGGCCAUAUCGGAAAGGCCGGCAGUGGUGUGCUGCAAAUGAAUGGACAGCCAACCGCGCAAAACAACCGCGAAGCAGGAUGUGAUGGGGAAUACCCAGGCUUCCGAAACUUCCAAAACCCAAAGCACAUGCAAGAAACAGCAGAUGUGUGGAAUAUUGAGUUUAUGAAGAUGCCUCACUGGAACCAGCCAACUCACAUUGAGAACAUGCUAAAUUUCAUUGCUAAUGGGUCUAUCGAGGUAUUUUGGAUAUCCGGUACGAACCCGCUUGUCAGUCUUCCGAAUCUGGGUAAAGUCAGAGAUGUACUCACCCAGCCGAAUUUAUUUAUCAUUUGUCAAGAUAUAUAUCCCACUGAGACGACUGCUAUUGCAGAUGUCGUGCUGCCCGCCGCACAGUGGGGCGAGAAGUCAGGCUGUUUCACAAAUGUAGACAGGACCGUGCAUCUGUCCCGUAAAGCCGUUGAACCUCCUGGCGAAGCGAAAUCGGACUUGGAAAUAUUCAUCGACUUUGCAAGACGAAUGAAAUUUACAGACAAGGACGGAAAUGUGUUGAUUCCUUGGUCUACGUCGAAAGAAGUCUUUGAAGCCUGGAAGAAAAUGUCGAAAGGCCGCCCAUGCGAUUAUAGCGGGUUAACUUAUCAAAAGCUAACGUCUGGCAUCCAGUGGCCAUGCAAUGCGGAGUAUCCCUAUGGCCGCGAACGUCUCUACGACGACGGAAAGUUUUUCACCGACGCAGAGUACUGUGAGAGCUAUGGCCAUGAUUUGGAGACUGGAGCUCCCCUGACGAGAGUGCAAUACGACGCCUUGAACCCAGCGGGUAGGGCGAUUCUGAAAUCCGCACACUAUAAGCCUGCUUUAGAGGAACCGGAUGCAGAGUACCCGUUGAAAUUAACCACUGGACGGAACGUGCAUCAUUUCCAUACCAGGACAAAAACAGGCAGAACCAAACUUCAACAAGCCUGUCCAGAACCGGUGGUGCAAAUAUCAGAAACUGAUGCGAAGGCUGCUGGCAUCCAGGAUGGGGAAUACGUAGUGGUGAAAUCGAGACGAGGUGCAGUCGAAAUGAAGUGUUCGGUUGGGAGCAUUGAAGCUGGGCAGGCUUUUAUUCCUUUUCAUUUUGGUUAUUUCGAUUCCAAGGAUGGACGAGCUAGGGCAGCGAAUGAAUUGACAACUGAACAAUGGGACCCAAUUUCAAAACAGCCAACAUUCAAAUCAGGGGCCAUUCGCAUAGAGAAAUGCGCGGAUGAAUUCGGAGUAGUCAAAAUCCAUGCUCGGGAAAAUCACACUUCCACUGUUAGGCAUGCCGAGGACGUCAAGCGGGAAGCAGUGGGAAGGAAACCAGCGUCUGGCAACGUGCGACGACUGGAGCUUUGGCUCGGGGCAACUCAUGACACUCUGGAAGGCCUAGCCACCAUAUACAACGACUUAAUCCCCAAGUUGGUUCAUGAUAUGGAGAUCCACGCUGGGCUUCGUGUCAUGAACCGCAUAACACACGAUAUGCUCGAUGCACUGACGCCCCACAUGGAUAAGUACCACGAAAGUCACCAAUAUGGGCACCCUGCGGCUCGCCAUCUUCGAGAAACGACCUUUGCCGAUUGGUCAGAAAGCUUGGAUCCGCUUGAAGCGCUGAACGCCCUCGUCCAUUUGCGUAUGUAUAUGAGUUACAUCGAAGGCCAUCUAAUUGCUUUGGGCCCUGCGAGUCAAGCAAUUUGGGAUAAGCCGUUUAAUGAGGCGGUUCUGUUCGCACAAAAGGAGUUGGGAAGGCAGCAGGCUUGGGUUGCACAGCACAUCAAAGUCAAGAGCCCUCAAACACUUUUAGUACCGAUGGUGCCAAAGGCUGACCUGCAGGAAACUGCGUAUUCGAGGGAGUAA
This is a messenger RNA of Uncinocarpus reesii 1704, 2667 nucleotides long. RefSeq lists its product as uncharacterized. Lineage: Eukaryota; Fungi; Ascomycota; Eurotiomycetes; Onygenales; Onygenaceae. Bases 1 to 2667 code for a protein of 888 amino acids. Gene Ontology annotation, molecular function: oxidoreductase activity; molybdopterin cofactor binding. The record is from RefSeq and is a predicted model, not a curated record. The transcript has 4 exons.